Culex pipiens pallens (northern house mosquito) is the source of this 4126-nucleotide messenger RNA. Its product is annotated as zinc finger protein 26-like. The transcript is spliced from 4 exons. Gene Ontology annotation, molecular function: DNA-binding transcription factor activity, RNA polymerase II-specific; zinc ion binding; RNA polymerase II transcription regulatory region sequence-specific DNA binding. Lineage: Eukaryota; Metazoa; Arthropoda; Insecta; Diptera; Culicidae. Gene Ontology annotation, cellular component: nucleus. Gene Ontology annotation, biological process: regulation of transcription by RNA polymerase II. The record is from RefSeq and is a predicted model, not a curated record. Bases 941 to 4120 code for a protein of 1059 amino acids.
AAUUUUGAGUUUGUUUUCUGCGAUUUUAAUUGUUAAUUUUCGUGUUUUUGGGUUGAUUUUGUUUUGUUUUUCGAAUUAUUUUGCUUUUAUGUUUUUCGCACUUGCUCAAAGUGAAGUUUUCCUGGUUUAAACUGUGAAUCUGUGAUUUUUGUCCGUUUCGCAAUUCUUGCCACCUCUUUCAUCUUGGCAUCCCUGGUCCCUCGCGCCCAUCAUCGCAGAUUCCGUGUGUCCGUAUCGCCGUCGUCGGUGGUUGUGUUGUGUUUCUUCCUUCCGUCCGUCCGUCCGUCGUCGCGUUUCGCGUUUGUGUGUGCCAAGUCAAAGAGGUUGCCCUGCGAUGCUUACGGCGAGAUUACGACGACGACGAGCGAAACCUACUUGGACGAACGACGCGUCGACGAUGGCGGAACAUCCGGUGACAACUGCUGGUCACAUUUCGGAGGAGUAGGGGAGAUAUCGAAGCAACCGAGGAAGAUUUUGUGAAGGUUUUUGUGGUGCACAAGGGUUUGGAAGAAGUGUGUGACAUUUCGGUAGCGGAAACCGGAAGUGGAUCCAUUUUUCGUGUGCGCGUUUCUGCGGAAGAAAGGUCGGAUUUUGUCGACGGCGACGACGACGAGGCCAUUCCUGGUGGUGUGUCGUCACGUACACAAAUACAGGCGCGUGGAACCGUGGAGAAGAGCUGUUGUGUGGAACGCGAAAGUGUCGAUUAGGCAACCCUGAGGGGCAAAUUCUGGUUUUUCUCGUCACGGGGACCGUGUUUUCAGACGGCGAGAGAGAGAGAGUGAGAAGGGACGAGGUUUCUCGUGGGUUGGCGCGGGGUGGGGAACCACGGCAAGAAGACGACCGCGAGAAGCGAAAAAAGAAGCAGGCAGGCGGUGACGACGGAACGAUUUUUCCUUGUGUCUCUGCGUAGAUUCGCACCAGUUGUUACGACGGCUACGUAAUGAACGAGAUCGAGGUGAAGCAGGAAAAUUUUGCGGACGUGGCCAAUGGCCGGCCUUCGUCGGCGCUGCAGCAGGAUGAAAAUGGGGAAGAUGACGGCGAGAUGGUCGUCGGAAUCGACGCGGACCACAUCAACUUUCUCACCAGUAUGGCGUCGGACGAUUCGCUCGACUGCCCACCGGAAGUUGCCGCGAGGGGUCACGGUGGCCAAGCGGGCGAGUACGGCGAAGAAGACGAGGAGGACGUGAUGGCCGCGGCCGAGUCGAUUCUGCAGAAAACGGCCAAACGAAGUGGUGGUGGCGCCGCUGGAGCUCAGCAGUUUUAUCACUGCCAGUACUGCAACAAGACCUUCACCUGGCUCAAGUCCCUGACGGUGCAUCUUCGCACGCACACCAACGUUAAACCGUACAAAUGCGAGCUGUGCGAUCGUUCCUUCGUGCGGUCCGACUAUCUCAAGUAUCACAUUCUCAAGAGCCACGAAACGACGGAACAGGUUUUCACGUGCGGAGCGUGCGGCGGAGUUUUUGCCACCAACCGCGGCCUCCUCCGACACAUCCGCACCGAACACGACGGCCAUCCCACCGGCGAUGACGAGCUCAACCCAAACGCCAACCCAACCGCCCCAGAAUCCGACUCGGAAUCAAUCCCCGACGCCGACGAGCACGGCAAAUUCUCCUGCACGUACUGCGACGAGUGCUACGACACCCGGGAACCGCUCGCCGUCCACAUGCGGCGCCGUCACCUCGGCGACAAGCCCUUCCGCUGUGACCUCUGCCCCAAGUCGUUCAUCCGGGUGGACUUUCUCCAAUGCCAUCGCUCGAACCACCUUAAAACCAUGGACUAUCGCCAAAACGGCGCCAACGCCAAACGACCCCGCAUCAGCUUGAAAAAGCUCGAAGAUCUGGUCCCGUCGGCGUCCGCAUCCCGGGCGGAAUCGAGCGACGACGACGACGACGGUUCCGACUCGGACGGGGACAGCAGCUCGUCGGACGCGGAAAAUCAGCAGCAUGAUCAGCAGCAGCAAAGUGAGGAGCAGCGCAGUUUGUUGGCGGCGCUGUUGACGCAGGUUUCCCGCACCGAGAACGAUCGCUAUCAGUGUCCGCGCUGCGACAAGACGUUCACGCAGGAGUCGACGCUCAAGGUGCACCUGAGGACGCACACAGGCAUCACCCCGUUCAAAUGCCCGCUCUGCGAUCUGGCAUUCAUCCGAUCUGACUACCUUAAGAACCACCUGAAGAAACACAUCGAAGACAACGGCGAGGACCCGGGCGCACCGGGAGCGAUCGACCCGUCCACUUUUUCGUAUAGCAGUUCAACGUACGCAAGCGGUCCCAGCGGAACCGGCGUCAGUGGCACUGGCAGUGGUGGCGGCUCGGUGUCCCUGUUGAAACCGCUUGCGGCAAGAACCCAAUCGACGGGCAUUUCGCUGCUGAAACCUCCCGAGGAGCGAAAACCCCCCGAUCAACCCGAGUACUGCAUCCGGACGGAGGAUGGCAAGUUUAUGUGUACGGCGUGCGAGCGCGUGUUUAGCCACCAGCAAACGGUCCGGAUCCAUUACCGGAUACACACCAACGAAAAGCCCUACAAAUGCCCGAGCUGUCCGGAGUCGUUUAUCCGGUCGGACUAUCUGGAGCGGCACAUGAAGGUGCACUGGAAGGACGGCGGGCCGCUCGGACCGUUGCCACCGUUGAUGGUUCCGACCAAGAGUGGGGGCAGCGCGUUGGCAUCGGCUUCCGCUUCGGUGGGUGCCUCGGACAGCAGCGAUUCGACGAGUCCGCAAAAGCCGACGAUUGGCCGGGCCGGGCUGCUGCCGGAGAAUUACCACUUUGUGGAGGCCGGCGAUGGUCAGUACGCGUGCAAGAUUUGUGAUCAAGUAUUUUCCCAAAGCGAUCAAACGAGCAUUCGAAAGCAUGCGUUGACGCACACCGAGGAGAAGCCGUUCUUCUGUGAUGUGUGCGAUCGCUCGUUCAACCGGGUUGACUACCUGAAGGAGCACUUCAAGUCGAAACGGCACCGACAGGCCCUGGCCGAAGCCAGCGGGGACGCAAUGGCGAUGACAAUGGCCGAGGAGGACGACGACUCGAUGACGGACACGAGCAUCACCGGCAGGAUGGCCAAAAUCAAGUCCCCCAUCAGUCCGAUGACGAACGCGAUCGCCGACCGGAUGGAGUUCCAGCGGACGGAGGACGGCCGGUACAAGUGCACCGACUGCGACAAGACGUUCGUGACGGCCGUUACGCUUAAAAUGCACCUCCGGCUGCACACCGGAGAAAAGCCGUACAAAUGCUCACGCUGCAGCAUGGCCUUUAUCCGGUCGGACUACCUGAAGACGCACGAGAAGAUCCACCGGCAGGAGGCGUACAUGGCCAACCGGCAGCUGUACUCGCGCGACCAGAGCAUUGCAUCCGGCGAUGAGUACGACGACGAUGGCCAGCAGCAGCAGCAGCAGCAGCAGCAACAGUACGAAGAGGGCGAGUACACGGGACUGCCGUCGCAGCUUUAUCCUCAGCAGAACCAGCAGGUCAAGCAGGAUCCGGAGCUGAUUAUUGAGGCGUCGGCGGGACUCCACGAGCAGGACGGUGGUCCGAUGGUCAAGGAGGAGGAGCAGGAUGAGGAUGAGGACGAUGACGAUGAGGACAACGGUGGAGACGAAGAGGAAGAGGACGAGGAGGAGAGUGAGGACGAACAGGUCAUUGAGGUGAUGGUCAAGGAGGAGGACUCGGACGACGACGAUGAUGAGGAGGAGCAAGGAGGUGACGACGACCAGAACGAGGAGGACGAGGAGGGUGGCGACGAGGAGGAGGACGAGCAUGAAAACAACAACAGCUACGAAAACGAGGACAGCUCGUCCCGCGUGAGUGGCGGCGUCGGCGGAGUCGGUGCCCACUUGGAACAAUCGUCCGGCCCGCGGUCCAAGCACCGGUGUCACCUGUGCAAGAAGGAAUUUGCAUGGCCAAAGUCGCUCAAGAUUCAUCUGCGCACGCACACCGGCGAACGGCCGUACGAGUGCGAAAUUUGCGGGAAAAGCUUCACCCGGUCGGACAGUUUGAAGGCGCAUCGAAACACCCACGGGGACGUUCGGGUGCUGCAGUGCCAUCUGUGCGACGCCACCUUCGUCAAUGGAAGUGGGCUGAUACGGCACCAGAAGACGGAACACGGCAUUGAACCGUUGGACGCGUAAAGCCGC